GACAGGUUAAUCUGGUCGUGAUCGUGUAUCUGCGCAGUUUGACUAACAUAGAAAAAAGCCAGAUAAAAAACAAAACUCCUAGCAUCUGUCCUUUAGAGUUUUAACUUUUGAAAAUUAUAGCUGCUAAUCAAAAUGCGGGACAGCGUUUUAAUCGGUGGGACGCGGAAAAAGGGAUGAAAAUGCUGUGCAGUUCCGCACAAAGCAGGACACUUGGUCACCCUAUUUAUAUGUGUGUGACAAGAUUCCCCUCUCUGUGGUGAUUUCCCUACACUUAGUUAAGUGACAGUUUGAAGCUGAAAGUAUUUCAUCAAACUUUUGAAUGUGUUUUUAAUUCGUUGAAAACUGAACUGACUUUUUUUGGGAGCUACUCUUCAUUCCUCCACGUGUCCCUUUUUGCACUGACAGUCCUCCGCUCUGCCGCCCGGCUUGAGCUGCCUGUGCUCGGCCUGCAGGGGUCGCUGCAGGCCGCUCUCCGCUCCGGUUCUCUCCGCGGUGUGUGUGCGAGGCUUCCCCCGCUAUAAAGGCGUGUGAGGCGGCUGGAGGCUGUAAAGGCUCUCCGGCAGCCACAGCAGGAGGAGGAGGAGGAGGAGGAUGAAGCUGUGGAGCUGAUCUCAGUUCAGUUCAUCUGAGCUGCAAACUUUCGGAUGCUUUUCUUGCUCUGGAGCUUUUUCUUCUUCUUCAUGCACAUCUGAGCAGACUUCCUGUCCCGCCCCCACCAUGAGCGACAUCUACGAGUCCGCGGCGAACUCUCUGGGUUUGUUCAGCAGCCCCUGCCUCACCAAAGUGGAGCUCCGGCUCACCUGCAAGGGGAUCUCAGACCGAGACGCUCUGUCCAAACCCGACCCCUGCUUCAUCCUCAAGAUGCAGUCUCACGGCCAGUGGAUGGAGGUGGACCGGACCGAGGUGAUCCGGAGCUGUGUGAAUCCCACCUACUCGAAGGUCUUCACUCUGGACUUCUACUUCGAGGAGGUGCAGCGUCUGCGCUUCGAGCUGUACGACAUCAACAGCAGCCACAACGGCCUGAAAGAGGCCACCUUCCUGGGAUCGGUGGAGUGCACACUGGGUCAGAUCAUCUCCCAGAGGAAACUUUCCAAAGCUCUGCUCAGACCAGGAGGCACCGUGGGAAAGGCCAUCAUCACGAUCACAGCAGAGGAGCUGACGGGGAACGACGACUACAUCGAGCUCUCCUUCAGCGCCCGGAAGCUGGAUGAUAAGGACUUCUUCAGUAAAUCAGAUCCGUUCCUGGAGAUCUACAGGCUGAAUGACGACGCCACGCUGCAACUCGUCUACAGAACUGAGACUGUUAUGAAUAAUCUCAACCCUGUGUGGAAAACCUUCAAAGUUUCUCUCAACUCGCUCUGCAGCGGAGACCACGAACGCAAGCUGCAGUGCACCGUCUGGGACUGGGACUCCAACGGCAAACACGACUACAUCGGCGAGUUUGAGGCCACGUUCAAGGAGAUGAGAGGAGCCAUCGAUGGACGGCAGGUGCAGUGGCCGUGUAUAAACCCCAAAUACAAAGUGAAGAAGAAGAACUACAAGAAUUCUGGGAUUGUUAUUCUGAACCAGUGCAAGAUCAUCAAGAUGCACUCGUUCCUGGAUUACAUCAUGGGAGGCUGUCAGAUCCAGUUUACUGUAGCCAUCGACUUCACUGCAUCCAAUGGAGAUCCUCGUAACAGCUGCUCUCUGCACUACAUCCACCCCUACCAGCCCAACGAGUACCUGAAGGCGCUGGUGGCGGUGGGAGAGAUCUGCCAGGACUACGACAGUGACAAAAUGUUCCCGGCGUUCGGCUUUGGUGCUCGGAUCCCUCCUGACUUCAAGGUCUCCCACGACUUUGCGGUGAAUUUUAAUGAAGAGAACCCCGAGUGUGCAGGUAUCCAGGGCGUGGUCGAGGCCUACCAGGCCUGCCUACCCAAGCUGCAGCUCUACGGCCCCACCAACAUCGCCCCCAUCAUCCAGAAGGUCGCCAACUCGGCCUCGCAGGAGGUCCACACCAAAGAGGCCAUGCAAUACUUCAUUCUGCUGAUCCUGACUGACGGUGUCAUCACUGACAUGGCCGACACAAGGGAGGCCAUAGUCCAGGCCUCUCACCUCCCCAUGUCCGUCAUCAUCGUUGGGGUUGGGAACGCCGACUUCAGCGACAUGCAGAUGCUGGACGGGGACGAUGGGAUCCUGCGGUCACCUAAAGGAGAGCCCGUCCUUCGGGACAUUGUCCAGUUCGUCCCCUUCCGCAAUUUCAAACAUGCCUCUCCGGCUGCUCUGGCUAAGAGUGUCCUAGCAGAAGUGCCCAACCAGGUGGUUGACUACUACAACAGCAAGGGCAUCAAGCCCAAAGUGCCCAGCGAGUACCAGUCUUCCAGGCCGUUUGGCCCCUGAGGAGCAUCACCUCUCCUGGACUCACAAACAUGUUUACUGUCUUUUGUUCUUUGUGAAAGCGGAUGUUAAAGGUACUGUAUGUGGUAUUUUAUCAUUAAAGGUGAGUCACAUUAGACCUUAAUGCCUAAAGGGGGCAAACCAGGACUACCAGAAGCCUGUCAGGAACCACAGUGGAGGUCUUCACAGGUCCACUCAGUUCUAGGGUGCCAAGAACCAGGGUCUGAAUUCUACUUGCUCUAAACAGAUGUUAUUUUCAGGGCAUAUCUCUAAGACAAAUAGAGAUUUUAACUUUAAAUUUAAAAUUAAGUUGUUGACAGAUCAGCUGGUUGUUCCUCUGUCCUGCAAAACAUCGACCGGAGCUUUUAUGUAUACUGGCUUUUGCAUUUAGGGCAGAAGAUGGAAACUGGAUAUUAAAUUUUCUAUAAAAAAUUGUCUCUUAGGUGAAUAAACAAAUGCUUGUUGAUUGAUCAAAUGAACUGAUAGCACAUCACACUGUUGCUGGUGUUCAGACUGACUGCGUAUUGGAUCCAGUCUAAUUAACCUCAGGCCUGUUUGGGUCCGCUCUGGCCGACCCUCUUAGAUCAGGUCUAUGGAAAUGAAUAUAUGCAUGUCAGAUUCAGGUAGGCUUUUGUUUUGGGACCAAGAUUUUGGAGCUGUGAAGACCUUGACUCUACACUCUUUAAACCGAAAGAGAGAUUUCACUAGUCAGAUGAAUAGAAGCUGCCGUAAUUAUAACAUAAAGGUGUUUCAUUUCCUGCCAUUGUCUUUUAAAAGGUGAACAAAGAAGCAUGUGAAGCUGCUGACUACAGAAACUCUAGUUAGGAGGCUCUUGAGACAGAAAAUAGUUUGAACCAGGCAGGUAAAGCGUAGAAAGACUUAGCCUUGUGGUUGUUGUCUUGUAGCUGCAUUCAAGACAUGUGGGACUUAGUAUACAUUGUAGCUUGUAAAUAUUGUUCACAUCAACAUCCAAGUUCUAAUUCUGGCUAUUAGUAACCUUAAACAGCAUGUUUUAUCAUUGGGGAUGUUUGCUAUGAAGCAUGAGCUUUGUGGUAGUGUUUAAAAUAGAGUUAUUCAAUUUCAAAUUAUCCAAUUUUUAGAACUAGUUCUGCUCAAGCAUAUGACCCUCGAUAUUUAUGAAGAUAUUUGUUAAAUUCUAGCUUGAUAUAUCAAAUACUUGAUGAGAUAACCUAUUUUUUAAAUUGCCCGUUGACGUACUUUCAGCAAGUUUUUUUUUUUUUUUUGCACAUUGAAAUGUAAGUCUGUUUAAACAGCAAUAUCUCAGGAACUAUUAAAGAUAAAAGUUUGACAUUUUCACUGUUAUUUCUCAUCGUGUCAGAAAUAUUGGACAAGUAGGAUCAAAUAGUCUUUGAUUAUGGAUGAAUUGAAUUUUGAAAAAAGUGCCAUCUUUGAGCUCCAUGUAAACCAUGUAAAUUUACUUGUCAUGAUGAGGAAUAACUGUGAAAAUUUCCUGUAGUUCCUGCCAAAUCAUAAGAUUUCUUCUGCUGCUCGCUGUUGUUGCCCAAAAUGAUAUGAACUUGUAGGCAAUUGCAUGUUUUUAAAAGUGCUGGUGUAAAGUGCUAAAGCCUCAACAAAUCAUCAAUAUUCAGCUUAGCAAACCACCCCAAACUCUCCUGCACUCUCAGACAGCACUGCAAGGACUUUAUGUGGGACAAAAACAAUCUUGUGAAGCUUACUUUAAACUCUGGGUCCUCUGGUGGAAACACAGCCUCAAAGUAUUGUUUCAUCUCAUCAUGUUGUUUCAUGCUGUAAAAUGCCAACUGUAGCACCUUUUGCAUCCGCUGUGCAUGCAGGGCCGACAAAGUCUGCGCAGACUGUAGCGUUCAGGAGUGCUUUUACGUGAAAAGCACACAAACACAAAACUGACCAAUCCAAACGCUGCUUCCCUGCAGACAGCAUGACGGGUGGGGAAACAGUCAAUGAAGGAAUGUAUGAACCUCCCUCCUCCUCCCCUGCAGUUUGUUUUUAUAAGAGUUUAUCGAGAUUUUGCUAAAUUUCGUAAGUUUGUUGUAAAGCAUUUUGGAUCUCUGCCAGGUGAACAAGCUAAGCUGCCUUCACAGACGUCUGCAUCCUCUACUGUUUUUUUCUAAAAGGCGAGGCAGAUGCAUGAACUGUUGUUUUGCAUGCAAAUCUCCAUGCAGGGCUUGGCGGUCCUUGUAGUUUCUGUUUCCUGGUAGUGAAUAAUAUGAGUAAUAAUGACGUUUACAAUGUGCCCUGUGACGGGGCUGUUCUACUCGGAAGCAUGUUCACCUGUAAACGAAAAUGUGUGAGUAGAUUUAAAAGCACAAAAUGAGUAUAUUUGGAGAGAUUUGUAGAUUAUGGUGAUAGAUUUUGGUCACUUUGUGCCACAACACCUGUCCAUCUGUCUUUAUGGCUUUGCACAACUUUUUUUUUAUAAAUAUUGGUUUCAUUCUGGAUCUGUCUAAACCUUUUGAGGUAUAGUCAUAUUACUUUUUUGGCAUCACUUGUUUCUUUGAGUACAGUCAUUUCUAAGGACUAGCAAGUAAUUUUUCCAAGGAUAGUAGUGGCAGCAGGUUCAACAAGGUAGUCCAAAUUUCCUUUUCCCUUGCCUCAUCCUCUUCCUCUUCUGUAGCAAUCUUGAAGUGUUCUCAAGCAAAUUCUGGAUCAGAGGGUCUUCCCCUGGCAGUAGUUGCUCAGAAAAAGCCUCGAAAUGUAGGUGUCUUGGGGGCAUUUCAGUCAGAUGCCCGAUCCACCAUAACUGACUUCUACAAGGGACCAGCAGCGGUGCUCCUCCUGAAUGUCUCUUUCUCUCCAGUGUAAAACUCGACAGAUUUCUUGAGUCUUAAAUCAGGACCAAACUUCAUCCACUUAAUCGAGUUCUGGACCUGGCAGCACCCCAUUAAACAAGGAAGUCCAGAGUCCUCCAAACAUUCUUCAGAGCUUCCAAUAAUUGGACAUACCCAGAGAACCUCAACAGAGAGGCUUCCAAAAGGAAAUUCAGUCAAAUGCCUAAACCACUUUUUGCCUUCUGGAUGUCAUUCUGGUUAGUUUAAACUUCAACAAAUUGUUCGACCCUAAAGACAGAGUCAAAUUUCAUUCAUUCAACUGGAUUCUGGUCCUUGUGAGACCAAGCAAAACAAGGUGAUAAAGUAAGCCACAGUUAUUUUCUCCAGCUCUCCUAGGAUUCAUUCUUAGGUCAGAGGGAAUUCCUCAAGAAAAUUCUGGGUUUGCCUCGGGGGUUCAAUUCUAGUUUGACAUACCUAGUAACCUCCAAAUGGAUGAGUCCAAGAGGAAUUUCAGAUGCUUCAACUACCUCAACUGGCUCCAAGGAGGGAACAGCACUGGAGAGUCUUCUACACAAUGAUGUAAUGAUGCAAAAUACUUAAACUUUGACAGAUUGCUUGAGGCUUAAGUCAUGACAAACCUUCAUCCGUUUAACUGGUCCUUGUGACAGCGAGCCCAACAACUUUGUCCAGGCCUCCAUACUUACAUUCUCCAGCUCUCCCAGGAGGCAUUUCUAGGUCAGAAGGGAUUCUUCAAGAAAAUUCUGGGUUUGCCUUUUGGUCCAGUCCCAGUUGGAUGUACCCAGUAACCUCCAAAUACUUGCUGCCAAGAGGAAUUUCAGAGGGACAAACUCCCUCAACUAGCUCCAGUGACAAGACAGCAGUGAAGAUUCUUCUGCACACAUCUUUCUUGUAGAUGUAAACAUUCUAAACUUCUACACAUAGAUUCAGUCUUGAGUUAGGACAAAUCAUCUACUUAACUGGAUUCUAGUCCCGAUGGCAUCUGAUUAAACAAAGUACUCCAGAGACCUUAAAAGGUACAUCCUUCAGCUCUCUCAGGAGGCAAUUCUGGGUUUGGCCAAGGGUCUAAUCCUAGUUGGAUGUACCCAGAAAACCUCCACAGGGGGCGUCCGAGCAUGGUUUGGACGUUUGAACUCUUUACCCUGAGCCCUGACACUCUGCAAAGGAAACUCCUUUAAGCUCAUUUUAAAGUUGGUAAAAUAAUGAGGUAGAUGACCAGAAAAUGGCAGAGCUUUGCCUUCAGGCUGACUUCAGUCUUCACUGUGAAGGGUUGGUGCAAUGUUUACAUUCCUGCUUAUGCUGCACUACCCCACCAGUCGACAUGUUGUUCCAUCCAUCCAUCAGUUUUUCUUUUAACCACAUCGGUGCGGUUGCAGGUGUCCUUGCACAGCCAGGUCCUUCAAGUCCUCAAAAGAUUUUCACAGAUUUUCUUUUGCAGGGUUUAACAACUUUUAAAAUGUACUAUGUGAUCCCUCAGUGGCUCAAAUCCCUCACAUUUUGACUCUUUCAUUGUGAGACAGUAGAUAUUACCUGACAGCUACAGUAUGGUUUUGUGAAAUAUGAACUACAACUUCAAGCGUUGGCCCUGAAUUGUCCCAUAUGGACACAUCCUAGAAUACUGGAUGGUGAAAGUGAUUGGUCAGGGUUAAACAUCUCAGAUCAUUGCAGGAAUUUAAAGCAUUUGACUUGGCACACUGACUCCUCAAAAGUCUGAUUCCAGCAUAAAUGUCCACGUUCAUAUGAUGUAAAAUAUGCACUUUGAGCUAAUUUCAUUACUUUCUACUGUAAACAAAGUUGGAAUGUUGCCUCAUUAAUGAUGUGAUCCUUGUUUAUACAUUAAAUAGUGGAGCUGCUGCACCCUUGAGCUUAGUGUUUGGUACUUUAAGGAUUGUUGUUUGUCCUGUUGAAAAAAAGCAUAGACAGAGGACAGGUGUUGAGUCACAUGACUUAUUGUUGUGUUAACAUGCAGUAUUGUGUGCAAAACAAUGACAAACUGACUUAUAAUGAUAAAAGUUUUAUCAAUAACCUCG
Amphiprion ocellaris (clown anemonefish) is the source of this 7192-nucleotide messenger RNA. It is a transcript of the gene cpne4a, whose product is annotated as copine IVa. Gene Ontology annotation, cellular component: plasma membrane. NCBI's taxonomy places the organism in Eukaryota, Metazoa, Chordata, Actinopteri, Pomacentridae. Gene Ontology annotation, molecular function: calcium-dependent phospholipid binding. The coding region runs from base 718 to 2379 and encodes 553 amino acids. The record is from RefSeq and is a predicted model, not a curated record. The transcript is spliced from 16 exons. Gene Ontology annotation, biological process: cellular response to calcium ion.